AUGUCUUCAUUACACGAGGAUACCUACAAGGAGGCCGAGAAACACAUGGAGGAUGUUGAUCAACCUUAUCUUGGAGAUAACGUUGAUAGACAUCUUGCUGUCCAAGUUCCGGAAUCCCUCAGAGGAUUAAGUGAGGAUGAAAUAGCCAAGAUCGACAAAGCAGCGACGAGAAAGAUCGAUAUCUUACUUAUGCCAACCCUGGUAGCUCUUUAUAUCUUGAACUAUCUCGAUAGACAGAACAUCUCCUCGGCCAAGAUUGCUGGUAUUUCAAAAGACUUGGGCUUGACUACUACAGACUACAACACUGCCGUAUCAGUCUUGUUCGCCGGUUAUGUCUCGCUUCAGGUUCCCUCAAACAUGUUGGCUUCGAAGAUUGCUUACCCUGGUAUCUAUAUCUGUAUCAUGUGCGCCGUCUGGGGUGUCAUCUCCGCUUGUACCGGUGCCGUCCACUCUUUCGCCGGUCUCGCUGUCUGUCGAACUUUCCUUGGGUUUGCUGAAGCGGCCUUCUUCCCCGGUGCCGUCUACCUCGUCUCCACCUUCUACACCAAGCGAUCCAUGGCCUUGAGAACCGCAAUCUUGUACAGUGGUUCGCAGAUCGGUAACGCCUUUGGUGGUCUCUUCGCGCUUGCGAUCUUGGAACUCGAUGGCGCACACGGAUUGGAGGGCUGGAGAUGGUUGUUCAUCGUUGAAGGUGUAUUGACUGUGGGCCUCGCCGCCAUCUUCGCCACAUUCAUUCCUAACAAACCUCAAACUGUUCGAUGGUUGACUCCUCAAGAGAGAGACCGACUUCAAUACCGAUUAGAGCUUGAUAGAGGGUCCAAAGAUGCUACCGAUGAAGUCUCUGUCUGGACUGCAUUCAAGAUGGCAGUUACCGACCCAAAGACUUGGCUCUUGUGUGCUUGUCUCCAGGCAAAUUACAUUGCUGCCAGUGUCACGAAUUUCUUCCCCGUUGUGGUCAACACCCUUGGGUUUAACCGAACAAUCACCCUUGCCAUCACCUGUCCUCCAUACGUGCUUUGUUGCAUCGCAGUCAUCGUCAAUGGUUGGCACUCUGACAAGAAGAGCGAACGAACCCUUCACAUCAUCGUUCCCUUCAUUUUCACUGUUCUCGGUAAUAUCAUUGCAGUCGCCACCACAAACGUUGCAGCACGAUACUUCGCUAUGUGUAUCCUCCCUUCAUCCUUCUACUCUGCGUCUAUCGUCAUCCUAUCUUGGAUUUCUUCGUCGGUGACUGGACCAGCCGUCAAGAGAGCCAUCGUUUACGCCGUGAUCAAUGCGCUCUGUAACACUCCCAACAUCUGGACUUCUUACUUGUACUUCAACGCUCCCAAAUACACCGCCGCUUUCGGUGUAGACCUCGCAGCCUCAGUGCUGUUGAUCAUUGCCGCAGCAAGCACCCAUCUUUACCUCAAGAGACAAAAUGCUAGACUUGAAAGAGGUGAAGAUACCGGAAAACACGGUCCAUCGGCUGUACAAAUCGAAGCUGGCUUCCGAUACCAGCUCUAA
Messenger RNA from Kwoniella botswanensis, 1506 nucleotides. RefSeq lists its product as uncharacterized. Gene Ontology annotation, molecular function: transmembrane transporter activity. The transcript is spliced from 7 exons. The record is from RefSeq and is a predicted model, not a curated record. Lineage: Eukaryota; Fungi; Basidiomycota; Tremellomycetes; Tremellales; Cryptococcaceae. The coding region runs from base 1 to 1506 and encodes 501 amino acids. Gene Ontology annotation, biological process: transmembrane transport. Gene Ontology annotation, cellular component: membrane.